AUGGUUCUUCAGGUGAUCCUGCUGAGAUUGUUGAUGUACUUUGACAUGGGCAAGGAACCAAUCCAUUGGAACAACUGUCUUGGAAACAUAGCAUUACAACAUAGCUACGACGAAUCUGGAGGCUACCCAUCAUUUGUGAUAACAUUAAUCUCAUUUCAGGUGAUGAGGUAUGAAAAUGUGAAUGUCAAGGAAAAUGACAGCUUGGACCCUGCAACACUAAGCCCCUCCAAUCCCCGAGAGAAAUGGCUACGCAAGAGGACACACGUCAAGCUCAGAAAUGUAACUGCCAAUCACAGAGCAAAUGACGUCAUUGCAGCCGAAGAUGGUCCUCAGAUACUGGUUGGGCGGUUUAUGUAUGGUCCCCUGGAUAUGGUCGCUUUAACAGGUGAAAAGGUUGAUAUCCUUAUUAUGACUGAACCCUCUUCAGGCAGGUGGGUGUAUUUCGACACAGAGAUCACCAAUAGCAGUGGCAGGAUAUCCUACAACAUACCCAAACAGAAGAGGCUUAGAGUUGGCGUGUAUCCCAUCAAAAUGGUGGUUAGGGGCGACCAGAGCAAUGCACUGAGUUACCUGACUGUGCUUCCCCCGGGAAUGGAGUGUGUGGUGUUUAGCAUUGAUGGCUCCUUUGCAGCGAGUGUCUCAAUCAUGGGUAGUGAUCCCAAAGUCCGAGCUGGGGCAGUUGACGUUGUCCGCCACUGGCAGGAUCUGGGAUAUCUGAUCAUCUAUAUCACUGGCCGUCCUGAUAUGCAAAAGCAGAGAGUGGUCUCAUGGUUAUCACAGCACAACUUUCCUCAAGGGAUGAUUUUCUUCUCGGAUGGGCUUGUUCAUGACCCACUACGACAAAAGACUAUUUUCCUCCGGAAUCUAAUGCAAGAGUGCUACAUCAAAAUUUGUGCUGCAUAUGGCUCAAUGAAGGAUAUUUCCGUGUACAAUGUUUUGGGUCUGUCGCCUUCCCAGAUCUACAUAGUUGGACGUCCAACAAAGAAAUACCAGACUCAAUGUCAGUUCCUCAGUGAAGGUUACGCAGCGCACUUAGCCUUGCUGGAAUUCAGUCUCCAUUCACGGCCCAAGAAGAACAACUCCCGGAUGAUCUUGAGGAAAGGAAGCUUUGGCCUGCACUCCCAGCCUGAGUUUCUGCGGAAACGGACUCACCUUCGCAGGACUAUGUCUGUGCAGCAGCCUGACCCACCUUCGUCAAACCCCAAACCAGAGCGUGCCCAGAGCCAGCCUGAAUCAGACAAAGAUCACGACAGGCUCCUGCCCCCUAUAGCCUGGGUUCGAGGUGGAGUCCAUAAAUUUGAGUCUGCGCCUUAGGAAGCAUUGAGG
Molecule: messenger RNA, 1326 nt
Organism: Chelonoidis abingdonii (Abingdon island giant tortoise)
Lineage: Eukaryota; Metazoa; Chordata; Testudines; Testudinidae
Source: RefSeq, a predicted model, not a curated record